UGAAGGCAAACAAUUAUUUCUUAUUCUAUAAAUAUUUAAAAGCAAGGCAUAUUUAAACCACCUUGGUUAAAAGCAAGCUAAUAUUGUUCUUUUUCCACAAUGAGACGACGAGCAGGAUUAGGAGCGAUACAACAGCAACAGUUUGCAGCUGAAAAAUAUAAAGAUAAAGGCACAAAUAUCCAGGAAUCGCAAUUGGAACAAAUGUCAAAACAAAUGGAGGUUUUUCGAGAGAAACUAGAAGAAUUUGCAAUUAAACAUAAACAGGAUAUUAAGAAGAAUUCUCAAUUUCGUAAGCAAUUUCAAGAAAUGUGCGCUGCCAUCGGUGUAGAUCCUUUAGCUACUGGUAAAGGUUUCUGGAGUGUUCUUGGCAUGGGAGAUUUUUAUUAUGAACUAAGUGUUCAGGUAGUGGAAGUAUGUUUAGCAUCAAAUCAUAAGACUGGCGGCCUUAUGGAAUUAAAUGAAUUAAGGAGGCGUUUAAUUGCUGCCAGAGGUCAAAGCUCAAUUCAUCAGGAAAUCACAAAUGAAGAUAUAUUAAUGGCUACGAAAAAACUUAAUAUUUUUGGUAAUGGAUUUGUUAUUCAUAAACUUGGCAAAGAUAAAUAUAUUGUACAAUCCAUACCAAGCGAAUUAAGUAUGGAAGAAACAACAAUCCUAACUGUGGCAUCUAACAACGAACAAGGUUACGUGACCCUAUCAAUAUUAAUAGAAGAAUUGGGGUGGCCCGAUUACCGUGCGCGACAAUCACUGGAAAAAGUUGUUAGUGAAGGUCUUUGUUGGAUUGAUGAUCAAGAUGACGAACGUCGAUUUUGGUUUCCCAGUUUGUUUCCAGGACGUAGCACACAAACAACAAUUAUCUAAUUUAACUUAAUAAAAUUAAUAAAACCAGUAAUCCAAACUUUCACAAAUAUUUUUAAAAAUUGCUUAAAAAGAACAUACAUGCAUUUACAAAGAAAUAAUUACAGGACCUAUUAUAUCUUCCUAUUCACUAUUGAUUUAAUGAUUUUAGCAGAAUUAUUCAAACGAACAACCAAUUAUAAAUGAGUUUAUUAAAAGGAUUAAAAUUUA
This is a messenger RNA of Calliphora vicina (urban bluebottle blowfly), 1065 nucleotides long. It is a transcript of the gene lsn, whose product is annotated as vacuolar-sorting protein SNF8. The record is from RefSeq and is a predicted model, not a curated record. NCBI's taxonomy places the organism in Eukaryota, Metazoa, Arthropoda, Insecta, Diptera, Calliphoridae. The transcript is spliced from 4 exons. Gene Ontology annotation, biological process: protein transport to vacuole involved in ubiquitin-dependent protein catabolic process via the multivesicular body sorting pathway. Gene Ontology annotation, cellular component: ESCRT II complex. Bases 100 to 858 code for a protein of 252 amino acids.